AUGGUGUUAAAGCACAUAAAGAGUAUGCUGGGAAUAGAACACUUAGAAGUAGCUGGCAAUUUGUACUGCAACAAAGCAAUAAAGAUAAAAGACGCAACUAUUACUAUAGCAGACAGCAAAUUGGUCGUAGAGGGAGAGAGCAAGAGCGAGUUUAUCUUUUCAGACAUUUCGUACAUUGAUUUCUCGAAGACGGAAAGCAAUGAAGUUUCUGUUUAUUUUUUAACCAACUCCAAAAACAAGACAGAAAGCAAAUGGAUCUUUGUGUUUAGACAGAACAUCCCGCGGACCAUCGUCCAGUUCUACGGGAAAAUAUUCCCGCACCAGCCAAAAAUCAACGGAUGGACUGUUUUAUUCACAAAUGACUCCGUUUCUUUAAAGAAGUACAACCAAAACACAGAAGUGUACGAUCUGGUCGACAGCUCGGUGAGCGUGAGAAUGAUAAAAAUAGAAGAAAGUGUUUUCAUAAGAGUGUACAAAGAGUACGAAAUACUCAGAAAAGGCGACCUGAUUCAGGACUACUCCAAUUUCUAUGUGGACCAAGAGACAAACAGCUUCUCCUGGCACCUGUCCAGCGACACGCACGGGCUGGAGGUGUACAGGCUGAUAUUCAGCUCGCUUCCCGUCUUAUUCUCGUUUAUUUCCUCGUUUGUCAGCGCUACAACAGAAGAAGCAGCGUACGUGGAGAAGAUGGAGAUAGACAACUACAUGGACUGCGAGAUAAGCGAAGAGUCCGAAGAGAGCGAAGAAGAAAGCGAAGAGUCAUCAGAUGAAAGAGUUCUGAACAGCAAAAUCUCUGAUAGAAAAGUUUUGAAUAAAAAAACAGCAAACGGCAAAAAGUCAUCCGGAAAUAUAUUCGGAGGACGGGAUAAAGUAAAGAACAAGGCGCUGGCAGUGUCUACAGACAACACCUUUAUAUCGCGUGGAAAUGCCAUAGGAGUCUUCCAGAACAACCCAGAUGACCUGGCUUUUGUUAGCACUCUAUCUGCGAAUUUGAAAAACAAUCAGGAAAUUGUUCCCGAUAAAAUGAUAGCCACAAAUGGCAAUCUCAUCAUGACCGACUCAAACAACCCGCAGGUCAUCCACAAACUAGACAUGAACUCAGGGAAAGUUGCUGACUCCUGGGACACAUCGAACGAAAUAAGAGACUUCUUUAGCUACAAAUCAGACUCUAACGAGCUCCUGGGAAUAUCAAGCAACAAACUGUUCAAAAUAGACCCAAGAUGCAGCUCGGUUAUAAGCGGCAAGGAGUACGCUAGCAAUACUAAGUUUAGGUCAGGAGAUGCAACCAAAAACGGAUAUUUCGCCAUUGGCUCUGAUUCUGGGGACAUUCGGCUCUACGACUCAAUCGAUAAAAGAGCUAAGACCCUGCUCCCAGGCCUAGGAGAUGCUGUCAUGGGCGUAUUCAUCUCGCCCAGCGGAAAAUACCUCGUGGGAACGUGCAAGACGUAUCUUAUGCUCGUGAUAACGGAGAACGAAAGCGUAAGCGGAUUUAAAACCAGCUUGGGGCAGAAGAAGCCUGUGCCUAAGAAGCUGAUUGUGCGGCCUGAGCACCUGCACUACUUUGGAGGAGCUGUUAAUUUUACGAAUGCGAGCAUAAGCACAGACAAAGACGAGAAGUACGUGAUAGUUAGCACGGGAGAGUGGGUUAUUGUGUGGGACAUGGCGAAGGUGCUGAAGGGAGACGUAUUUAGCUACCAGAUCAAGAAGAAUGAGCACUGUGUUGUGUCGAAUAGCUUUAUCCCCGGGGACAGCGACAAGAUCAUUGUGGCAAUGGACGACGAGAUGGCAAUGGUCUCUCGGCAGACCCUAAAGAAGGCAAAAAAACCCAGUAAAUAA
Messenger RNA from Nematocida minor, 1836 nucleotides. RefSeq lists its product as uncharacterized. The transcript has a single exon. Gene Ontology annotation, molecular function: protein binding. NCBI's taxonomy places the organism in Eukaryota, Fungi, Microsporidia. The record is from RefSeq and is a predicted model, not a curated record. The coding region runs from base 1 to 1836 and encodes 611 amino acids. Gene Ontology annotation, cellular component: nucleus; cytoplasm.